This is a messenger RNA of Entrophospora sp. SA101, 3078 nucleotides long. The record is from the annotation of a GenBank genome assembly. Lineage: Eukaryota; Fungi; Glomeromycota; Glomeromycetes; Entrophosporales; Entrophosporaceae.
AUGUCUGAAAAAUUCCGUAUCCCUGGCUUAUUCAUGCCAACUAAUACUAUCGUAAAACCAUCGAGUGGUUAUAAUGAUAACAUUUUUGAAGGUAAAGAAGAACAAAUGCUCAAAGUAUGUGAAUACUUGGAAAGUAAAGGUUUCAUUCCAAAAGACCUCGUGAAGCACGAAGUGUCAUGGUUUUAUGGAAACCUUGGUAUCGAUGACAUGUAUUUUAGUUUAGAAAGUGUCGAAUCCAUUGCAAAUCAUAUUUUGGCUUUAUAUGGUGCUAAAAUAUUUGCCUACACAAAGAAUGAGCAAAAAGAUUUAGAUAUUAAUUUGGAACGUGAAACUGAUGACGGUGCCGUCUAUAUACACACUUCUAAACCUGGUGUAUCUCAAUUGCAAGGCCCUCAACAUGAAAGAAGAAUUGAUUCAAGAUUUUUAGAUGUUUCCACCACUUCAAAAGCUUAUCGUUUAGAAUCCUACCGUUCCCAUGGCAGUGUCUCCCCAUCAAUGAGUACUCAAUUACGUUGUUAUUUUUUAGCAAAAUGUGAUUUUGUUACUCCUGAACCAACUCCUGAACAAGAAUCUGACAUACGUUUGGUUGGAGAUAAAACCUUUUUGGAAAAAGCUACUGGCAACACAUUGGAGAUUUAUCAAAGUGUCAUGAAAUUAGUCUUACAAAGAACCGGUCCUGUUAUUGAAAUGUUUGAGGUGGAGGGUAGUAGAGAAAGGCGAUUGGUUAUCGGGUAUCGUCAACAUAGUACUCAGUCUUUUUUUUCGGCCAUGUCCGAUCUUUAUCAUUUCUAUGAAUUGUUUUCUACCCGUAAAUAUGUCGAACAAUUUUCAAAUGGUGUUACCAUCAUGAGUCUUUAUUUGAACCCCCUUCCAAAUUCAAAAGCUGCUCCAAUAGAACACACAAUUCACCAGGUUAUCAAAGAAGCUUCUUUAAUCUUCUGUUUACCAACAACCCCUUUACAAUCAUUUUUUCAAGUUGGAAAAUUAUCGGUACAAGAAGCAAUUUAUGGCUAUGUUGGUUGGAUCUUUGCUCAAAAUUUUCUUAAUCGUCUAGGAAACGAAUAUGUCAGUUUGGCAAAUCUUUUAAAUUCAAAUGACCCAGCACAUGUUGAAGUCCUCACAAAAAUUAAAAAACGUUUACGUUCUGACGCAUUCACUCGCGAAUAUGUUUUAGAUAUUAUUAAAAUGUAUCCAGAAUUAGUAAGAUCUUUAUACAUAAAUUUUGCUUUAACUCAUUACGUUAAUCCACAAGGUGCUACUCUAGAACCUACAAUAUCAUACAAGCGUUUACAAACAGACACAAUACUUAGCGAUGACGAAUUAUUAGACAUGAUAAAAAAAACAACAUCAAAUAUUCAUGAGUUCAUGGUUUUUGAAUCAUUUCUCAUAUUUAACAAACACGUUUUGAAAACAAAUUUCUAUCAACCAACAAAGGUCGCGUUAUCAUUUAGACUUGAUCCUUCAUUUUUACCAGCUAUUGAAUACCCGACAAAAUUAUUUGGCAUGUUUUUCGUAAUUGGCUCGGAAUUUCGCGGUUUUCAUUUAAGAUUUCGUGAUGUGGCUCGUGGUGGCAUACGUAUCAUCCGUUCUAGAAAUAAGGAAGCCUACAGCAUCAAUCUAAGAUCAUUGUUUGACGAAAAUUACGGUUUAGCUGCUACCCAACAACGUAAAAAUAAAGACAUUCCAGAGGGUGGUUCAAAAGGUACCAUCCUCCUUGACAUCACUCAACAAGACAAAGAUCGUGUUGCUUUUGAAAAAUAUGUCGAUAGUAUUUUGGACUUGUUAAUCACCGGUAGCACUCCAGGUAUAAAAGAGAAACUUGUUGAUUUAUACAACAAACCAGAAAUCUUAUUUUUUGGUCCGGACGAAGGUACUGCACAAUUCGUUGAUUGGGCAAGUGCUCAUGCUAAAGCUCGUGGUGCUCAAUUCUGGAAAGCUUUUACCACAGGCAAAAGUCAAUCAAUGGGCGGCAUACCUCAUGAUCUUUAUGGUAUGACGACUCGUUCAGUCCACCAAUAUGUGCUUGGCAUUUAUCGAAAAUUGAACUUGAAAGAAACUAAAAUCACAAAAUUCCAAACUGGCGGUCCUGAUGGUGAUUUGGGUAGUAAUGAAAUUAAAAUUUCCAAAGAUCGUACUGUCGCAAUUGUUGAUGGUAGUGGUGUAUUGUGUGAUCCGGAAGGUAUUGAUCGUAUAGAGUUGAAACGAUUGGCCAAUAGUCGUUUGACAAUUUCAAAAUUCGACGCUUCUAAAUUGUCACCAAAAGGUUUUCGAAUUUUGGUUGAUCAACAAAAUAUCAAAUUACCGAGUGGUCAAGUCAUCGAAGACGGAUUGUUGUUCCGUAAUAAUUUCCAUUUAACAAAUCUUGUGUCCGCCGAUUUGUUUGUACCUUGUGGUGGUAGGCCUGAAGCUGUCGAUUUUAAUAAUGUUAAUAUGUUACUUGAUCUAAAUGGUAAACCAAGAUUCAAAUAUAUAGUUGAGGGUGCAAAUCUUUUCUUUACUCAGGAAGCACGUAUAAGACUUGAACAAGCUGGUGCUAUAAUUUUCAAAGAUUCAUCAGCCAAUAAAGGCGGUGUCACGUCAUCUUCGUUAGAAGUAUUGGCUGCUUUGGCAUUAACAGACGAAGAGUUUGCCACUCAUAUGCAAGUAAAAGAUGGCAAUAUACCACAAUUCUAUCAAGAUUACAUAAAGGAGGUACACAAGACCAUUGAAAAAAACGCAGAGUUGGAAUUCGAGUGUAUUUGGCGCGAACAUCGUAGAACAGGAAAACCAAGAUCAAUAAUUUCCGAUGAGUUAAGUUUGGCAAUCAUCGAUCUUAAUGAAAAUAUGCAAGAAUCAAUCUUGUGGAGUAACGAGCCAUUACGUAAAGCUGUUCUGAGGGAUGCAUUCCCACAAUUACUUUUAGAUAGAUUAGGUCUUGAUACUUUAUUGGAGAGAAUACCCGAAUCCUACGUCAGAGCUAUUUUUGGAUCGUAUUUAGCAAGUAGAUUUGUUUAUAAAUAUGGUACACAGCCAUCACAAUUUGCAUUCUUUGAAUUUAUGUAUCCAUUCUUUGCAAAAGUUUCUGAUGCCUACAGUUAA